Messenger RNA from Poecilia reticulata (guppy), 2158 nucleotides. RefSeq names its product integrin, beta-like 1 (gene itgbl1). The record is from RefSeq and is a predicted model, not a curated record. Gene Ontology annotation, biological process: cell-cell adhesion; cell adhesion mediated by integrin; integrin-mediated signaling pathway. Gene Ontology annotation, cellular component: focal adhesion; integrin complex; cell surface. Lineage: Eukaryota; Metazoa; Chordata; Actinopteri; Cyprinodontiformes; Poeciliidae. Gene Ontology annotation, molecular function: integrin binding.
CCAAUGAGGACAAAAUGAAACAAAAACAGUCUGCUUUUGAUUAAAURUCAAACUGGUGACUUAACUUGUUAUUUUGGCAGCUUUUUCCCCACUUUAGCUCCUGCCCAGGACUCCAUCAGAGAGUUUGGACUARUCAAAGGCACUUGAGCGCAAGAUUUGGGAAAUUCCUUCAAGCUACUUUAUUCCAGGUUUCUGAGGGAUUUAAACAUGCACACUGAGGGUUUUCUGCAGUCAAUGCUGGUGCYGUCGUUUCUGAUCCUGCUCUCUACCGUUGAGGACACUUUGUUACAGUCGGUAAGCCAGGUGGGUGAGGUGUGUAGGCURUCCCAAGAGUCAUCACUGCGCCGCUGCAGGACACCAGAUGGAAAAAUCUGCAGCGGCAGGGGCAAAUGUGACUGUGGAAUCUGCAUGUGUGAAGCCACRGACCCAGGGAAGUUCUAUGGCCCUCGCUGCGUGUGCCACGACUGGGUCUGCGCCACACAUAACGGGCAAAUUUGCAAUGACCGUGGCUACUGUGACUGUGGGAUGUGUGAGUGUGACGAAGGCUGGUUUGGAGAGGCUUGCCAGUUUCAGGAGGAGUGUAGCCUAUCAAGCAAGAAGAGCAGAGAGCUGUGCAAAAAUCAACAGGGGGUGGUCUGCUCCAACAGAGGGACCUGUCACUGUGGGAGCUGCAUGUGUGACCAAAAUGAUGACAAGGGCUUAGUGACGGGACGCUUCUGUGAAUGUGACGACGGCGAAUGUCUGGAUGAAGACACGGGAGAGGUUUGUGGAGGCCAUGGCCAGUGUUACUGUGGAAACUGUUACUGUGCUGCUGGUUGGCAUGGAGACAAAUGUGAGUUCCAGUGUGACAUCAGCCCAUGGGAAAGCAAGCGGAAAUGCACAUCUCCAGAUGGCAAAAUCUGCAGCAACAGAGGUACUUGUGUGUGUGGGGAAUGCACCUGCCAUGAUGUAGAUCCCUCUGGAGACUGGGGGGACAUCCAUGGAGACACCUGUGAGUGCGAUGAGAGGAACUGUCACGCGACGUACGACCGAUACACUGACGACUUCUGCUCAGGUCAUGGUCAGUGUAACUGUGGCAGGUGUGACUGCAAGGACGGAUGGACAGGGAAGAAGUGUGAGCACCCUCUAAGUUGCUCACUGUCUUUGGAUAGCAGCCUGAAGAAAUGUAGAGGAACUUCAAAGCUACCCUGCAAUGGACGAGGGCAGUGUAUCUGUGGACAGUGUAUUUGCCAUCCACCUGAGGAGAGUCGCAUUCAUGGGAAAAACUGCGAGUGUGACGACCGUCAGUGUGAGGACAUGGAGGGAGAGGUCUGCGGAGGUCACGGUUACUGUUCAUGUGGACGGUGCAUCUGCGAGGAAGGCUGGUUUGGAAAUCUGUGCCAGUUUCCCAGGUCUUGCGACAUGAGUGACGCCCAGAGCAAGGAACUCUGCGAGACAGAUGAUGGGGUCGUUUGCAGUGGAAAAGGUUCCUGUCACUGUGGCCAGUGCAUUUGCUCUCGCCAAGAGUGGUGGGUGUCAGGAGAGCACUGCGAGUGCGACGACAGAGAGUGUGACAAACAUGAUGGCCUCAUCUGCACAGGGAACGGCGUUUGCAGUUGCGGCAACUGCGAUUGCUGGGAAGGGUGGACAGGAAAUGCCUGCGAAAUCUGGGUAGGAGCCGAGUACUGAGAACAUUAAGCCGGGGUCAAAACCUUGAGCUUCCAAAACGUCCCGACACGCCAGGAGGACCUUUAGCGUCCGGGACCAGACAGCACAGCGAGAGAAGACUUAACAUAGAUGUAAAUCUGCAUAACACUAAUAUAAUGUACUAAUAUUGCUCUAUCUUCAAUUGUACUGGUUACAAAGUUUGCUUAUUAAAACUGUAUAUUGUUGUCUUAAAAAUACAGCCAACAUAUUCUAAUGUAAACGUUAAUGUUUUCAGAGCUGCUUUUCAUGUAUUAUACUUUGAGAGAAGUUCCUUGUUUGAGAUGGCAGCACUCAGCUGCCACCCCUUGAACUUUUUCCACAGUUUGUCACAUGACAUUUCGAUGCAUUUCAGUUGGAAUAUAAAGCGACUGACCAAACGCAACAUAGUGAAUAUUUGUAUAGAGGAAGGAAAAUAACACAUGGUGCUGAUUUUUAUUUUUAUUUUCCAAAUAAAAGUCUGCAAGCAAGUCGA